Molecule: messenger RNA, 674 nt
Organism: Nymphalis io (European peacock)
Lineage: Eukaryota; Metazoa; Arthropoda; Insecta; Lepidoptera; Nymphalidae
Product: U-Kazal-Dg21.2-like
Exons: 6
Coding region: 71-655 (194 amino acids)
Molecular function (GO): protein binding
Source: RefSeq, a predicted model, not a curated record
CUCAUUAAAACGGCUAAUUGACUUCUUAAAUUCGUUAAUGAUAACGUUCAGAAAUUAAUUUCAAACAAAUAUGUCAGUGACGUUAGUACUUUUAUUUUUUUUAAUUUCUGAUUACGCUGAUUGUGCACGUCCUACGCGUUAUAAUCAUACCAGACCAUCGUCUAAAUAUAAUAAUCCAAAUUUCAUUCGAGACAGAUAUCUCGAUGAAAUAUGGAAGCCCAUGAUGGACGAGACGUGGGUCAACCGUUUCAAUAAGCUAUUCAACCCUACGUGGAUGGAUUAUUGUGACCCAUACCAUUGCAACGAUUACCACAAGAUAGCGUGCGGGUUGAACAGGAAAACGAUGCGUUUCAAAUGGUUCCAGAGCGGAUGUCAUAUUAUAUUACAUAACAAGUGUGCAAACUAUCGAGGAAAUUUGAAAUACGAUAUGGUGGACACAAAUUUCUGUAUGCAAUAUGUCAUGUUUUUACGAAACGGCUGUCCGUCGCAUUGCCCAGACGAUUUGGACCCCGUGUGUGGAGCUAGCAGUAUUGACAAACAUGUUGUACUUUUUAAAAAUAAAUGCUUUUUCGAACGUGCGAACUGUCAAAGUGGCAUUUUAGAAGAGUACGAAAAGGUUGACUUGCGAGUAUGCAGCUACGUUAUAAAUUUGUAAUUAAAUAAAUUAAAUAAUA